AUGGAGAUCGGCGAUACAGAAUGUGCCAUCGCAACAGCGACGAGCGCUGGAGACGGAGAGGUUGAAGUUGUCAGCAAGAGACGGUUGAAGAAAAUGCGUCGUGCAGAGAGAGAUCCAGUCGAGCGCCAAGCCAAGAAGCGCAAGUCCAAGCAAGAAGCCAAAAGUGCUGCCAAAUUCCAGGCUGAAGUACCGACGUACUCAUUUGUCAAUGGUUAUCGGACGGUCGAGCCGUACGUGUACGAGUUUCGCACAUUUGCCAAGGCCAGGUGGUUCAACCGUGAGCUGCUGGAGGUUUUUACCACAGAAUUCGGCGCCAAUUCGCCAGAGUACUAUAGAUUUGCCAUUGCAUCGGGACGCAUCUCCGUGAACCAUCAGCUCGUGCCGACGGAUACCGUCAUCAAGAACGGAGAUUUGAUCAUUCAUACGGCUCAUCGGCACGAGCCUCCAGUGUCCGGAGAUGAGGUGGCAGUAGUGUAUGAGAACGACGAUCUGAUUGCCGUGUCGAAGCCGCCUUCCAUGCCGACUCAUCCGUGUGGAGCGUAUCGCCACAACUCGCUGCAUUCGAUCCUGCAAACAACUCGACCGGACCUUCCGCAGCUUCACGUCGUCCAUCGACUCGACCGACUCACAUCUGGUGUUGUGCUUCUAGCAAAGAAUGCGGCCAAGGCGAAGUCUCUGUCAUCAAUCAUCGCUAAUCGCCAGGCUUCCAAGACGUAUCUUGCGCGUGUGCGCGGUGACUUCCCAGCUCUCUUCGAUCAGGCAACCCAGGAGACGCUAGUGAGCAAAGCUAGAGUCAACUGCCCUGCCAGUGUGAUUACGUUCCCAGAGAAGGACACCCUCGUUAUUAGCUGUCCACUUCGCUGUCUGUCAGCUCGCGAUGGUGUGUGGGAGUGCCACGAAAACGGCAAAGCAUCGGAGACUUUGGUGCGUCUCGUCCGUGCAGACAAGUCAACGAGCCUCGUGAAAUGCCAGCCGGUCACAGGACGAACACACCAGAUCCGUCUGCACUUGCAACUCGUUGGAUUCCCCAUCGCCAAUGACCCUUGCUAUGGCGGCGAGCUGCAUUUUGGAGAGAGUGCAGAGCGCAUCGAAGAGAUUGCAGCGGCGAAGCGCAGCAAAGCUGAUCUUGUGCCAAAAGACACUGUGGACUAUUCAUCGCCUCGGAAGGAGGACGAGAGCGAGGAGGAGUUCGUGAGACGGACAUGUCCUUGGUGCUGCGUUGGGGACGCUGACGCUUUCAAGGAAACGCAGUUGCAUUGCUCAAAGAUUUGGCUACACGCUCUGGAGUACAAGCUGGACGAGUGCGUGUUCACGGCACCUGAACCCAGCUGGGCUGCUCUUCUGAGCUCGUCGUUAUUUUAG
Molecule: messenger RNA, 1362 nt
Organism: Peronospora matthiolae
Lineage: Eukaryota; Oomycota; Peronosporomycetes; Peronosporales; Peronosporaceae
Source: the annotation of a GenBank genome assembly